AAACUUACUUAGCGGCUCCAGGUGUGGAGGGGUCCUGAGGGAGCAAUGGAGGCGAAGAGGGGUCGGAGGGAAUACACCUGGUGCCUUCCUCACUUACCUGAAAGGGAGAGGUUUUCUUGGGCUGAGUCUCAUCCCUGGCUAGAGAGAGUGAUGAAUGGUGGUUCUGGUGGGGCGGGGGAGAUCCCAAGCUUUGGUUUCUUCGUCAUUGUGAGGGCUCUGCUGCCUUAACACUGAUUCCUUGGGUGCCAGAGAGCUACACCCAUAAUCUUUGUCUCGGAAGACUGACCAUCAACUCUCCUAAGGAGGUUGUCUGAUGGAUUGAUUCAGAAAGGAAGAAGGCUGGUUAUUAAUAGAAGGGGAAAGAGGGAGAUGCCUCACCACUAUCCUCAGGAUUUCAAAUAUUGAGAAGAAAGAACAUCAGGAGCUAAAUGUUCUAUUUAAACCAGUAGUUGCUGCUCAGAAAAUACAUUAAUAUGCAGACCCUAAGUCAGUGGUUUAUAUGUUCUUCAUGCAAGAGCAAUGCACUAAAGGAGAGAAGUAAGCUGUGUUGAUCAGUGACUUUGGUGAAGACAGAAAGUUGAAACCGAUUUGCAGAUGAUAUACAACUUCUAAGCAUUCUGUAUUGGAAGAAGAGAUUUCUAUAGAUGAAAAAGAUGCCUUUGUUUAGUAAAUCACACAAAAGUCCAGCAGAAAUCGUGAAAACUCUGAAAGACAAUUUGGCCAUUUUGGAAAAGCAAGACAAAAAAACAGACAAGGCUUCUGAGGAAGUGUCGAAAUCACUGCAAGCAAUGAAAGAAAUUCUGUGUGGUACAAAUGACAAGGAGCCUCCCACAGAAGCCGUGGCUCAGCUCGCACAAGAGCUCUAUAACAGUGGCCUGCUGGUGACAUUGAUUGCUGACCUACAGCUGAUAGACUUUGAGGGAAAAAAAGAUGUGACCCAGAUAUUUAACAACAUCCUGAGAAGACAGAUAGGCACUCGGAGUCCUACUGUGGAGUACAUUAGUGCUCAUCCUCAUAUCCUGUUUAUGCUCCUCAAAGGAUAUGAAGCCCCACAGAUCGCCUUACGUUGUGGGAUUAUGCUGAGAGAAUGUAUCCGACAUGAACCACUUGCCAAAAUCAUCCUCUUUUCUAAUCAGUUCCGAGAUUUCUUUAAGUAUGUGGAGUUGUCAACAUUUGAUAUUGCUUCAGAUGCCUUUGCUACUUUUAAGGAUUUACUAACGAGACAUAAAGUGUUGGUUGCAGACUUCUUAGAACAAAAUUAUGACACUAUUUUUGAAGACUAUGAGAAAUUGCUUCAGUCUGAGAAUUAUGUGACUAAGAGACAAUCUUUAAAGCUGCUAGGUGAACUGAUCCUGGACCGACACAACUUUGCCAUUAUGACAAAGUACAUCAGCAAGCCGGAGAACCUCAAACUGAUGAUGAACCUCCUUCGAGACAAAAGUCCCAACAUUCAGUUUGAAGCCUUCCAUGUCUUUAAGGUGUUCGUGGCCAGUCCUCACAAAACACAGCCUAUCGUGGAGAUUCUAUUAAAAAAUCAACCCAAACUCAUUGAGUUUCUGAGCAGCUUCCAAAAGGAAAGGACGGACGAUGAGCAGUUCACUGAUGAGAAGAACUACCUGAUUAAACAGAUCCGGGACUUGAAGAAAACCACCCCUUGAGGGGCUCACCCACCCUCCUGCCACAGUCACCGUGUCAUUUGUUUGUACAGAAAAUGUCAUUUGGAAAAGUCAUUGUUCUUGGGAAGGUUUUGGAGGUGCCUGUUUUUUCUCAAUUCAUUGUUCAGGGUAGAUGGAAUAUAAACAUUUGAAUGAAAAAUGA
Molecule: messenger RNA, 1818 nt
Organism: Acinonyx jubatus (cheetah)
Lineage: Eukaryota; Metazoa; Chordata; Mammalia; Carnivora; Felidae
Gene: CAB39L
Product: calcium binding protein 39 like
Exons: 11
Coding region: 645-1658 (337 amino acids)
Biological process (GO): intracellular signal transduction
Molecular function (GO): protein serine/threonine kinase activator activity
Source: RefSeq, a predicted model, not a curated record